UAAAUAUCAUCUUGUCUAGCUGCUACAAACCCAACCCAACUCAUAGAAAAUCAAAAACAUCUCUAUCUCAUAUAUAUACACCCAUUUUCAAUAUUAUGGACAUGUCUUUUGAAGCAUUGAUUUCUAAUCAUCAGAUGGAAAUAGAGAAUGAAGAAGAUUUCUCUGGAACUCGGGUAUUCGACUCAUUUACCUCAGCCGAGUCACUGGAGGUCUGCCGAUUGUUCGGCUUGAAUCCCGAUGAUGGGGACGACAUCAUAACACCGCCACCGCCACCGCCACCGCCACCACCACCACCACCACCGGCGGCGAUUAAUAAUAUCACUCACGGCGCCCGGAGAUCCUUGCCGGAAAAGUCCUCGUCGGCGACACCUAACAGGGUGAUGGCGGAGAGGAAGAGGAGAGAACAGCUUAGCCAACGGUUCAUUUCUCUAGCUUCCCUUAUUCCUGGCCUAAAGAAGAUGGACAAAGCUUCAAUCUUGCAAGAUGCUUUGAAGUAUACGGAAGAAUUAAAUGAAAAAAUAAAAUCAUUGGAAUGUUGUUUAAAGAAAGAAGAAGAAGAAGAAGAGAUGAGUGAUGAAAACAGAUUAGCAGUAGUGCAUCAUCAGCCUAAUAAUUACAUGGAGAUGAGGCUUAAAGAAUCAAAUAAAAAUAUAUUAAUAAGAAUUUACUGUCAAAAUGGAAAAGAGGUCGAUGACAUUGCUUCUAAGCUGCUGAGUUAUCUCAAAACGAUUCAACUCACCAUUCUCAAUACUUGUUUCUUGCCCUUUGGACAGCAUGCUUUCGAUGUCACUAUUCUAGCCAAAAAGAUGGAAAAUCCUAAUCAUGAUAUAUCUAUGCAAGAGCUUGAACAAAAAUUGACUGAAAUUAUUCAGUCUCUCGUUUGAGUUUUGACCACCGUACGUACGUACUUACUCUCUUUUAAGAUGUGGAAGGAAGGAUGAUAUUUUGACCCUUUUUAAUUUAAUUGGGUAAAAUAAAAAAAUGGUCAGAAAUGUAACUGGGUCCGAAUUCAUCAAUUACUACUACUACUAAUAGUAUUAAAGAAAAAAGUAGUCGGUUGUUUUUUAUUAUUAGCUACUAGUAGUAUGUUC
This is a messenger RNA of Impatiens glandulifera, 1091 nucleotides long. RefSeq names its product transcription factor bHLH18-like. Gene Ontology annotation, molecular function: protein dimerization activity. Lineage: Eukaryota; Viridiplantae; Streptophyta; Magnoliopsida; Ericales; Balsaminaceae. The transcript has 4 exons. The record is from RefSeq and is a predicted model, not a curated record. The coding region runs from base 96 to 884 and encodes 262 amino acids.